Molecule: messenger RNA, 987 nt
Organism: Phytophthora sojae
Lineage: Eukaryota; Oomycota; Peronosporomycetes; Peronosporales; Peronosporaceae
Exons: 5
Coding region: 1-987 (328 amino acids)
Source: RefSeq, a predicted model, not a curated record
AUGGCCGAGGCCGCCGCCGUGACGCCGCACGUGGUCGUGUUCGCCGACCUGAGCCCGAGGGCGAAGGUGCAGUACACGCGCUUCCUGAUCGAGAACGACGUGAAGUUCCACCAGCGCUCUUCGGACAAUCGCUUCGUGGCGAACAUCCGCCUAGUGAGGCCACCACUGACCGAUUCAAACGGAGACAAGGAUCCCGGCAACCAGGUCUUGGACGAGGAGGAAGAUGAGGACACAGAUCCAGUCGACAAGCGCCUGGCAGCAGUGCCCGAGGCCCUUCGUGCGUACGCGAACCUCAUCUUCCUGAUCGGAGAGAGGCCAGCAAGAUCUGUCGCUGACCCAGGCACGUACGUCAAGGAGAUCAGGCUGGUGCGCUUCAUCAACGAAGUGUACGACGCUCGGUAUGAAGAUCUGUCCGCGUCGUGCAUGAACAGUUGCGGCAGUUUCGCCAAGUUCAUUCGGCACUAUCUCACGAAUCGCUUCGGCCUCAAGCGUUUGGUGGACCAGCAGGCAUGGGAUCUCAUCGAAGGACUCAACGCUCUCCAGCACUUCAUGCACGCGAUGAAGGCCUUUUUAAGUUGCGACUCGAGCGUCGUGAGGGCGAGCACUCCGUCGCGGCUGGUGGAUGCCAACGAGUUUCUCUUCAUUGCUACGGAGACGUACCACAAAUCGAGUGGCGCGUCAUUCUCCAGCACUGUGGGUCGUGAAUAUGCAGUUGGUGACGUCCUCUGCGCAAGUCCGAAGAAGUCGCGGGCCACCACGCCGUCGGCGUUCGACAAGUUCCAGGCAACAGCGUUCAGGCCUGCAGUGCUAUCGGAGCCGACUGCAAUAAGGCAAGAUUCGUUUUACCAGCCUCCAGACACGCCAUCAAGUACUGGAGCUGCCGUGCUCGAUGAAAACAGCGAUAACGACGACGAGGCGCAGUUGCAGUCGAGGCUGGGCUCUUUGCUGGAGCGGGUGAAGAAGCGUCAACAAGUGAGCGGGUCGUGA